UGAGAAAUGGCAAAACAGAAAGCUGAAAACAGCACAACAAGUAAGCAAAAUUUAAUUUCAAUCGUUCUUUCGUCGGACCUCAGCCAGUGUGUUCCCGAGCAUGGUGUCCCACCAAUCCACAACGCUCACACUUCCGAUCCAGAGCCGGACAGUUCUCGUCGUUCGCGUAGUGGCCCGUUCUUCCGCACCGAAAGCACUCCCGUCUCGGGUUGUUCUUCGAACCGGUGGCCGUUUGAGCGAUCUUGUUCACCUCCUCCAGACGCGGGCUCAACUUCGUGGCAUGCCGAUAAGCAUCGCCAUGCCGAUAAGCAAGCGCCGAUGGUCUCGACCCAAGCAGCAUUUAUCGUUGCCAAGCCUUAUUUGCAACUAAUUCAAAACAAUCCAAAAUAG
Culex quinquefasciatus (southern house mosquito) is the source of this 390-nucleotide messenger RNA. RefSeq lists its product as uncharacterized. The transcript is spliced from 2 exons. The coding region runs from base 7 to 390 and encodes 127 amino acids. NCBI's taxonomy places the organism in Eukaryota, Metazoa, Arthropoda, Insecta, Diptera, Culicidae. The record is from RefSeq and is a predicted model, not a curated record.